GACAGAUUCUCCCAGUCAUUCCACAAGGUGAUCGAAGUCAAAUUCUGUCUGCGUGCAUUACUAGAUCUCGAUUGUGGAAUAUUUGUACAAUUUUUCUUCUAAAGAGAAACAUGCGGCUUAACAAGGGUAAUUCCCAGCAAGAAAUUGACGAACUAAAUGCUUUUGCGCAAUGGGUUCUGGACAUUGGUGAUGGAAAAUUUUCAGGGCCAACUCUCGCAGGAGCUCCUGACAUGUUAGAAGAUGAUAUCUUGGUCCCAGGUCAAUUCUGUGAUAUGGAUAGAGAGAAUUCUGUUGAAAAUAUGAUCAAAACAAUAUAUCCAGAUUUUGUCAACAAUUGUGGAAAUGCAAAGUAUUUGAGUGAGAGGGCAAUAUUGACACCUACUAACCAAACAGUAGGUCACCUUAAUUCUCAAAUAGUUGAUAUGAUUCCAGGCGAGUCUGUUACUUACUAUAGUGUCGACAGUGCUGAAGAAUUCGCUGGGAAUGACAGUGAUCUACAUUCUGCUUUUCCUGUAGAGUACCUAAACUCAAUGAAUCUCCCUGGAAUGCCGCUUCAUGACCUCAAACUGAAGGUUGGUGCUGUUGUAAUGCUGAUGCGGAAUCUUAAUCAGACUCUAGGACUUUGCAACGGAACUAGGAUGGUUGUCACAAAGUGUCUCAAAUUCUGCGUUGAGUGUGAGGUAAUAUGCGGAUCUUUUGUUGGUACUAAACACUUCAUUCCAAGGAUGGAAUUAUGUCCUAGCGAUACUAGGAUGCCUUUUAAGUUGGUUAGGAAGCAGAUGCCGCUUCAGAUUUGCUACGCGAUGACCAUCAACAAGUCACAAGGACAAUCACUUCAAACUGUUGGCCUUUAUCUUCCUAAACCAGUUUUUACGCAUGGCCAGUUUUAUGUUGCCAUAAGCCGGGUAACAUCUCCAUCUGGGUUGAAUGUUUUUAUUGAUGAUGAAAGUGGUUGCACCACAGAUUUAACACAGAAUGUAGUGUAUAAGGAGGUUUUCUAUGCUCUGCCAAAAACUUAA
Messenger RNA from Daucus carota subsp. sativus, 1019 nucleotides. RefSeq lists its product as uncharacterized. Gene Ontology annotation, cellular component: replication fork. The transcript has a single exon. Lineage: Eukaryota; Viridiplantae; Streptophyta; Magnoliopsida; Apiales; Apiaceae. The coding region runs from base 111 to 1019 and encodes 302 amino acids. The record is from RefSeq and is a predicted model, not a curated record. Gene Ontology annotation, biological process: DNA replication.